AAACAAACAGAAAAAAAAUUCAACACAAUGCCAUCUUGUGGCGGCCCAGUUUAUCAGCCCACCACUGUCUCCUAUGAACCUCGUUCGAGCAGUGGCAAUGGCUCCGCUGGCGGUAUGGGUGGUUUCCUGGGGCCGGCCUCCUCCAUGGGAGUUGAUUCUCCGCUAAGGAUUUUUCGUAAACCCAAACCACAAGUUGCCCUUCUGCUGUUCGCCCUCAUAUCCUUGGCUGCUGGUGUGGCCAUGUUGGCCAGUGGUUAUGUUGAUUGGAUUGAGGAUCAAGAAUAUGUCAGAGAAUUACAGCAACAGACCCCUAUAACAGCUGUGGAAAAUACUCGUCCCACAGAAAGUAAUGAGCAGACACAAACAGAACAACAACAACCCGAAGGCUCCGAAGAGUCUAGCACUAGUGAGACUCAAACGGAAGCGGUUAAUCCUUGUGUUGAAAUUCCAUUGGGCAUAUUAUUGGGUGGUGUAUUUAUGACAUGUUUGGGACUGGCGGCUAUGGGCGUUUAUCUCAAAGUAGCCGAUUGGCGUCGCAGCUGUGUCUGUCCUUGCCCCUUUUUCGACAAGAAACAAUCAUUGGCCCGCCAACUGCAAUGCCAAAAUGUUGAUGGCGGCUGUGGUGGCCAAGGCAUAAUGGCCUUGAAUCCAUCCACAGAUCCAUUGGUAUCGCACACACAAUAUGCCCCCGUAUCGGAGUUGCCAUCAUUGCGGGCCGAAGAUGAGGAAAGACGCAAUUUGAUGCCAGAUAAUAAGGAUUGCCUCAGCAGUGCCGAGGAAUCUGAUCGUAUGCUUGAACCCGAUCCACGAAUUGUUUUACGUCCCAUGGGCCGCGUUGAAGAUGCCUAA
This is a messenger RNA of Musca vetustissima, 849 nucleotides long. RefSeq lists its product as uncharacterized. Bases 28 to 849 code for a protein of 273 amino acids. The transcript is spliced from 3 exons. NCBI's taxonomy places the organism in Eukaryota, Metazoa, Arthropoda, Insecta, Diptera, Muscidae. The record is from RefSeq and is a predicted model, not a curated record.